This is a messenger RNA of Triticum dicoccoides, 2101 nucleotides long. RefSeq names its product cytochrome P450 709B2-like. Lineage: Eukaryota; Viridiplantae; Streptophyta; Magnoliopsida; Poales; Poaceae. Gene Ontology annotation, molecular function: oxidoreductase activity, acting on paired donors, with incorporation or reduction of molecular oxygen; heme binding; monooxygenase activity. The transcript is spliced from 5 exons. The record is from RefSeq and is a predicted model, not a curated record. The coding region runs from base 84 to 1625 and encodes 513 amino acids.
GCUAUAUAAAUACCUAGAUACAUCAGCAACAGGAGAACAAUCAGAAGUUAAUUAAGCACAUAUAUAGUACCAAAAGGAGAGUCAUGGAGCCUAACAUGGGGCAAGCCCUGGCUGCCGUCCUCAUACUGCUGGUGACCACGAGAGUGCUAUGGUAUCUGCUUUGGAGGCCGUAUGUUGUGGCCAGGUGGUUCGGGCGGCAGGGCAUCCGAGGUCCACCUUACAGGUUUCUGGUUGGGUCUCUGCCGGAGUGCCAAACGAUGCUGGUUGCCGGGAGAGCCAAGGCUCUGGACACCAGCUCUCAUGACUGCAUCGCCACCGUGCAACCCUUCUUCCGGAAAUGGGCCUCCCAGUAUGGUAAAACAUUCCUGUACUGGUUGGGGCCGACACCAGCCCUUUGUUGUACUGACAUGGAGCUUGUGAAGCAAAUGUUCACCGACAGGACAGACGUGUUCCAAAAAGAAUACUUGAAUCCGAGCCUGGACUCAAUUCUAGGGAACGGGGUCAUAUUUGCAAACGGAGAUGACUGGAAGCGACGCCGCAAAUUCGUCCACCCGGCUUUCAACCAGGAGACGAUCAAGUCCAUGUCAACAAUAGCGUGGGAGUGCACACAGCAGGCGAUGGAACGGUGGUGUGCCCAACUGCAAGGGCGGCAGCAAGCCGAGAUAGACAUGAGGCACGACUCCGACGAGAUAGCCAUGGGUGUCAUUGCACGAGUGAUGUUGGGCAAGGACCACGAGGAGGCCCGGGAGGUGUUCGUCGCCGGAAGGGAGCAGAUGGAGAUUGCCGCAUAUGCGUUCGCAGAUCUCCCGUUACCUGGAUUCAGGUACCUGCCGACACGUCGCAACCGUCGGACGUGGCAGCUCGAUAAGCUCGUGACAAGCAAGAUCUCGCACAUCCUAAAGGCACGACUUGCCAGCAGCGUCUACGAAGAUGACCUGCUCGGGCAGAUGCUGCAGCUGCAGGCAUGUAGAAGCAGCGGCGAGACUCUGAGCACCCGGGAGAUGAUCGGCGAGUGCAGGACUCUAUUCGCGGCGGGGUACGAAACCAGCGCCAGCGUCAUAACUUGGGCGAUGUUCCUGCUCGCCAGCUACCCACGCUGGCAGGACAUGGUCAGGGAGGAGGUCGCACGGGAAUAUCCUGCUCACCAGCUUCCCCCGGUUGACACCCUUGGCAAACUCAAGCUGCUUAACAUGGUACUCCUGGAGACGCUGAGGCUCUAUGGCCCCCUAACUUUCCUGCAGAGGAAGACCAUCUCGGACACCAUCCUCGCCAACACGAAGGUGCCGAAAGGAACGAUGAUAUCAAUCCCGCUGCUGAUGUUGCACCGGGACAAAGAGGUCUGGGGACCCGACGCUGACGAGUUUAACCCAAUGAGGUUCCAGAGUGGCGUCUCGAGGGACACCAAGCUUUCACGCGCGCUGCUGGCCUUCUCAUAUGGGCCGAGGGUCUGUGCCGGGCAGAACUUCGCCAUGGUCGAGGUGCAGAUCGUGAUAGCCACCAUCCUCAGGAGUUUCUCCUUCUCCCUGUCCCCCAGUUACGUGCACAAGCCCAGCAAUUUCGUCACCCUAUUGCCCAGGUACGGGCUCCCUCUCAUCGUCAGGAACCUGCAGCAGCUGACUGGGUGAUCUUCUGGAGCUCCCUCGAUCUUCUUUGAUGUGUCGUCAUGUACUACGCCUACGCCAUAAUAUUUACAGUAGUCAUAAUCAGCAAAUGUUCGCUGGGAGGGAUGACAAUUGUGAACGUUUUGAUGACAACUUUAGUUGUCAUGAGGACCACAAAGAUGGCAAUUCUAGUUUGCAAGCACGACAUUUUUCUGGUGAAAAACAGAACUGCACCGGAGGUUCCAUGCUCUGACCAACACAAACUGCCAUCAAAAUUGUUCGCAAAUUUCAUCUUUCCCAGCGAAUGUUCGCUGGCUAUUGGGGUCCAAUAUUAUGUAUUACCUCUGUACCGAAAUACUUGUAGCGGGGGAAGCUAGUACAAGUUCCCCAACUACAAGUAUUUCGGUGCGGAGGGAGUAGUUAAUAAGCUCAGCCACUUUGGCAUACAUUUGAAAUGUAUGAUUAUGUUGUUAUAUAUAUAUUGUUGUUCUUCCGAGCUA